CGCAAAAGCCCUACAGGGCGAUACCUUACGGUAGAGAAGCAGUAGAAAGUACGCGAACAAGAGGACAAACUUCAAAGGCUUGUGCUUUUCUCAGCUCUCUCGAGAUAUCGCUGUUCUCUUCUUCUCUCUCUCUCUCUCUCUCUCUCUCUCUCCCUUUCUCUCUGUGCGCACAGAUGUCUAAUCAGAUUUUGCGUUAACGUGUUUGAAUCUCUGCGUACGCGCAUAUACUCAUACAGGGGAGGGAGAGAUAUACAUAGAAACACAGAGAGAAUGUCGAAGAAGAAGGCUUUCAGUGGCAAUACUAUGACUCUCAAGGACUUUCAUGGCGGUUCUAUCCCAACUGAUCUCCCUCUUCCUUCUGCUCCUGGUGUAAUUGUUAGGUCUUCGGAGUGCUCUGGUUACGACCGUCCAAAUUCAUGGGGAGGGUCAAUGGGUCGUCCCGAUCACCGUGCCAGGCCUAAUUCGUCCCCUGCCACUAGGCAUUUCGAUGAUAAAACCCCUUUUCUCAGUCAUACAACACAGAUAGGCCGUCAUUUCGAUGAGGACGAACGCAAGCCUUUAGAUGGUGUUUCGGCUGCACGCCGGACAGUGGGUGAUGAGAGCUUUCGUGUUCCACCCAGUAAGAUAGAGCUCAAGCCGGAGCCUGUGUUGAGUGGGAGGGUGUCAGUUUCAGCUUCAGCUUCAGGGGUGCAGUUUGCAAGUUCGUACUCAGGGAGGGUUAGCGAUGGGGCUUAUGUGGGGGCGAGUCUGCAGAAUGUAGGGGGUAAUACUGGGCACAGCGUUGGAGGGUCACACCCAAAUGUAUGGGCAGCCAGGAAGGAGGUGGUGGUGGGUGUUAAUGAGCCAGUGCAAUCCGCGUGGUCAGGUGCAAGUGCUGUCUCAAAGUUAGCCCUUGCAAGUGCUCUUGAAAAGGUGUCUUCAGGCAGAUGGCAGACAAAGCAUUCUAUUCACCAUCAGACAGAUGAUGAGGUCAUUGAGCAUUUGGAAACAGAAAAGAGUGUAGCCUCCAUAGGCCAUGAUGGGUAUGCAUACAAUAGGAUGGAUGCAGUGGGUGGGAGUGAAUAUCCUGAUGUGACAUUGGCAAGGCAUGUAGAAAGGGGUAUGGCUCUUCAGGAUGGGGUUCAAAACGGCAAAAGGGAGUACGUUGAUCAUGAAAAGACCAGGGUUGGUUCAUAUUCAGAAUUGAGAGACAGGAACCUGUCAAUGCAUGGUGAAAGGGUUCAACCACCAUAUACUGAUGUCAGAUUUAGUAGGACUGAAUUGUUAUCCCCGGUGCAGUCUGAAUCAUCUGAACGGCCUAAGGUGAAGUUGCUUCCAAGAACAAAGCCAUUGGAAAAUUUGGAACCACCUACUGUUGAUCACAAGCAGGGAUACCAACAGCUGAGUAACUCUGCCAAUGGUCAUGUUGAAACUAGCGAAUUGCAUGGAAGUGUCAAUGCUGCAAAUUCUGGUUUAGCUAAUUUGGAGAGUGAGUAUCAGGUGAUAGAGCGUCCAAAAUUGAAUUUGAAGUCACGGUCGCAACCUGUUGAACAAUCUGAAGGGAACACAGAAAUGGGAAGGUUUGCAUUAUUUGGUGGUGCUCGGCCUCGUGAAGUGGUUCUGAAGGAGCGAGGAAUUGACAAUGCUGCUAUUAGAAACCAUGGCAUGGGUCAGCAUCCAGAUAGGGUCAAGCAUAAUCUUUCCAGGACUGAAAGAGUUCCUGAGCAUGCAGUUCCUAUUCAACAUGGUGAAAGGACUGACAAUAUUCCUCCAGAUCAAAGGACUGGAAAGAAAAUUGAGAGGAAAGAUCAGCAAGUCGACAUUGAGAGAGUUGAUAAACAGAGGAGGAAUUGGCGAAAUGAGAACUGGAGGAACAGCAGGGAGACUGAGAGGCAGCAGCAGCCGCAAUUGCAGCAGGGGAGGCCUCCUUCACCUGAGACCUGGCGUAAGCCAGUUGAGCAACCAAAACCAGCCUCACCUGAUGCUACUGGUUUGCGCUAUGGAAAAACAGCUUCAGCCUUGGAGCUUGCCCAAGCAUUCUCAAAAUCUUUCUCGGAUCCAAAAACAGCUGAUCGAUAUUCUGGCCAAAGGGGCCUCCAUGGCAAGACCCAGGUGCCUUUUUCACGGCUAAUGGGCCCAACACCAAGGCCUCAGAUAAAUGGCUACUAAAUUCUGAGUGGUGUUGUGGCCAAUAAGGCAUCUGGUGGUAAGAGGAUUGUGCCUCUGAUACUGAAGCUUUGGUUAAAAGCAAGCUGUUGAGCAAAUGAGUGUGCCCUCAGUUAUCUUCAGCUAAUAGAUGGCCAUUUGAAAUCGAGUAGAAUGCUUCAGCUGAUUACAUAUUUACUUUGUAAACCCAUAUGCCCUUUUUGUUAAUCUCUCUUGAUAACUGUAUUCCUCAUUUUUUUAGUAGAGAGAGAGUGGUCUGUGUUGCCUAUUUAUAAAUUGAAAAUUGAGUCAUUUGUAGCACUACUUUAUGGUGCAAGGAAGUCUAUUUUAUGGUGGUUUCUUAA
Hevea brasiliensis (rubber tree) is the source of this 2489-nucleotide messenger RNA. RefSeq lists its product as uncharacterized. The transcript is spliced from 6 exons. Lineage: Eukaryota; Viridiplantae; Streptophyta; Magnoliopsida; Malpighiales; Euphorbiaceae. The coding region runs from base 271 to 2148 and encodes 625 amino acids. Gene Ontology annotation, molecular function: mRNA binding; translation initiation factor activity. The record is from RefSeq and is a predicted model, not a curated record.